AGUAGCUGCUGCAGUAGAAGAAGACGCAGCCGCAGACGCUCCGGGGCUCCGGGGAGACAGCCGCAGCUUUUACCCUGAAUCCUCCGUCCGGCAGCGGCCGGCAGCCCGUCAGGCCGAGGCCGAGGCGGAGAGCCCAGACUGAGGGAGAACAGCCGGAGCAGCCCCCCCCUCUCCGGUCAUGGACGCAGAGCACGGCGAGCUGUUCUUCGCCCAUGGCGAGGACGGCGGCGGCGGCGUGGCGCUGGACAGCUGGCAGCUCGACUCGUCCUCCUUCUGCGCCGACAUCGUCUUCGGCGGCGCGGAGAAGCCCCUGCAGGAGUGGGCGGUGGACCCCGGCUGUCAGCUGAACGACAGCGAGUCGGAGGACGUCCUCCACGGCGUCGACCCAAACGAGGUCUUCCCCAGCGGGCCGCCCGGCGGGGACGCCCAGUCCGAGAGCGACAGCGGCAUCUCCGAUGACCCGGUCGUCGAGUGCCCCGUUGCCACAGCAACUGUGACGCCCGUCCAGCCGGCCCCGGCAACCGUGUACCAGGUGGUGUACGACAUCGGCGGGUUGGGAGACAUCAAGGCCGAACCUGGACAACAGAGUGUGGACGUCAUCUCCAUAGAGCUGGACGAGUGGAGCUCCCACAUGUUGUUCUCCGACUCGUGUGUCGUCAACGAGCUGCCGGUCGUGUCGGCGGCUCGGCCCGACGGCGGCUUCACCGUGGCCCCGCCCACUUCCAGCGCCCACCCGCCCAGCCCCAGCGACUCAGAGCUGUACCCGGACCUCCAGCUGACCGAGGAGGAGCAGAAGCUGCUGACACAGGAGGGAGUUUCUCUGCCCAGCAACCUGCCGCUCACCAAGGCUGAGGAGCGCAUCCUGAAGAAAGUCCGCAGGAAAAUCCGCAACAAGCAGUCGGCUCAGGACAGCCGGCGCCGGAGGAAGGAAUACAUCGACGGACUGGAGGGCAGGGCAGCAGCAUGCUCGGUGCAGAACAAGGAGCUGCAGCGGACGGUGGAGCAGCUGGAGAAACGCAACAUGUCUCUGCUGGCUCAGCUGCGUCGCCUCCAGUCUCUCAUCAAACAGACGGCCAGUAAAGGAGCUCAGACCAGCACCUGUCUACUGAUCAUCCUGUUCUCUCUCGGUCUGAUCAUCAUUCCCAGUCUCAGUCCGUUCAGCCGCGACUCGGCUUCAGACGACGACUACAGACCAACGGGAGUUAUCUCUAGGAACAUCCUGACAGACCCCGCCUCCUCCCUGCCGGCGACUGACGAGGCGGACAGCCCUGCCGUCCAGUUUGACCCCGCCUUGCUGCCCCCUGACCCCGGCCAAUCAGGACCUCCGGACACUGCCGCCAUCCUCCAGCAGCCAAUGGAAAACCCUGAAAUCACAGACUUUGAGGACCAAGUCCAAGAGGGGAGCCGCUCGGGGAACGGCUCGGCUCUGGCCGCCGGGCGGACUGAGCCGCUGGCCGUGGGUUUGAGGGCGACGGCGGGGAAGGGAAGCCUCGAUCCUGCCAAACCGGCACAUGCCGACGAAAUGUAGCCGCUUAGCAUGUUAGCUUAGCGUAGCAGUGCCCCUGCUCUGGCUGCAGGCGUUGGCCAAGGACUCCACAAAAAGAUGCACAUCCUAGACGCUGAAAUGAAUGAAGGUUUGGUCCUCCUGAGCCUCCGCUGAGCCUCGCUCUGUCUCGGCUGCAGGCGGACAGAAUGAACCCCCCCUCAGGUCAGCUGGUUUUAUCCGUGCUAGCCCAGAGCUGAGGUGAAGUUCAGCUGUUCCCCAUUUCGAUCCCUGGAUUCCUCACAGCGGGAAUCAUCUGGAGUCUGUGGGCGAGCAGGGGCGGAUCUACCGUGGUGGCGUGGGCCGGCAGCUGCCACCCCGAAAACAGGCAUCGCUACCCCAGUUUUGGCACUCCAAUAGAAAAAAAAAGUAAACGUCACUGAUUGGAUAUUCCCGAGACUGAAAACCUGCUGUCCGAGUGCCAGUGAACGUGUCAUGAGACGCCGACACGGCGGCAGGUCUCGUUCCUCUCAUGUUCCUGUCCGGAUUUCAGCCGCGAUAGAACCAGAACCGCUGAUCCAACCAGAACCAGAUCAGUUUGACUUUUGCUUGACUCCUGUUGGAUUCUUUCCUUCUGUCUGUGUGCCACCCCGUAAAACUUCCCCCCUGCAGCCCCCUAAGUGUUUCUCUAGGUCCGCCCCUGUGGACGAGUGCAGCACCUCCCAUCUGAUAUUUCAGCGUUACUGUAGAUUACACAAAUUGUCAUCAGUGUGUCUGGUACUGGGGUUUUAGUGAGCAAAGCCAACAGCGCUAACAAGAUGCUUUUAAAGUAGCCAAAGGACAAAACUUUUUUUUUUCUUAUCUCAAACUAAAGUGCCUGCUGACAAAAAAUUAACAGGCUAAAUUUGAAAAAUGUUUUUUUUUUGUUUGUUUGUUUGUUUUGUAAUAUGAUGGUUUCAUUCGGGCUGGUGGUAGAAAUAAUUUCUGUGGUGACUGUAUGCAAUCGCUUUUGAAGGGAAUUGUUAAAGUUUCACUGUUAAUGCACUUGGAAAGUGAUCAGGAAUGCUUCACUGUGGUGGAACAUUUUCAGUUUUCAGUUAAAUAUGCCAGGAUGUUUGUGCCAAAUAUCCUGAUAGCGAUACACGAUAUGACUUAAAACAGUUGAGUGUUGCAACAGUGAAAGUUAACAUCAUCACACAUGAAUCAAAUGUGGCUCAUUGAAUCCACAAGAGUCUCAGUAGCCUCAGAGGAAGCUGUUGAAAUGGAAGUCAUUUCCCAGUGCAGCCCGUUUGGUUUGGGAGCGAGAGCAGGAAGACGAGCACAAACUCGCUCAGAGGAUUUGUGCCCGGAAAACUGAAAACGUGCCAACGUGAAGUGUUGCUUUGCUUCUCUGUCAGUGAUUUUGGGCUGUGAACAUGGAUCGUCUUCACUGAAGUCGGACUGAUUUUAUUGUGUUUUGUUUUAACCCUCCUGUUAUGUUUACAUUUUUGAACAUCUUUUAUGUUUGGGGUCAGUUUAACCCCUGCAGUUUAAACUUCCACAAAAUUAUUAUAACUAAAAUUGUUAUC
Molecule: messenger RNA, 3051 nt
Organism: Myripristis murdjan (pinecone soldierfish)
Lineage: Eukaryota; Metazoa; Chordata; Actinopteri; Holocentriformes; Holocentridae
Gene: creb3l4
Product: cAMP responsive element binding protein 3-like 4
Exons: 10
Coding region: 179-1528 (449 amino acids)
Biological process (GO): regulation of transcription by RNA polymerase II
Cellular component (GO): nucleus
Molecular function (GO): DNA-binding transcription factor activity, RNA polymerase II-specific; RNA polymerase II cis-regulatory region sequence-specific DNA binding
Source: RefSeq, a predicted model, not a curated record